AUGACACUACGCACUCCACGUCGUCGUAUAUCACCCCGCACUAAACGCCGGUAUCGCGCCAUUAAGGAAUUCUUGCGACGAGCUCUGGGCACAACGUCACAGCCAGAUACUAAAACAAACUCAAAUAUUUCAGUUAGUGUCUCAGAUCUAAAACAUAAAAUUGUAGGUAUAGAAAAACAGCUAGACCAAGUCAGCCAGCACUGUCGGAACCUAAUAACUGUUGAUGACGGCACAAGGUGCGAAAGUACUACAAGAACUCUACAAAAUAAUGAAAGCAAAAAUAACAUUCAAAAUAUUCCAAUAAAGAUAAAUCCCGUUGAAACAAAAGUUUUGUACAAAACAUCUGAAAAUUUGUAUAAAAAUUGUGAAGAGAGUGACUUUACGAGUAGGAUUUCUAAUUUAUACAAUGAACAGUCAUUAACUCAUCAAACAAACAAAUCAGCGCCUAAAAUUGAUUGUCAUAAUGUUAGAAACAAAAAGAAAAUUAGAAAAUGUGAAAAUGAAUUACAUGUAGUGAAUGAAAUCGUCUCUAAUUCAAAAAGACGGAAAAAAGCGUUGACUUUCGAUAAUAAUAAACCACCCUUUUUAACAGCAAGCUACUACUCGUCUAUUGACUUACUAAAACCAGAUAUUCCUACGCGAAGGCACGAAAAAAGACGACCAAAAAUUGAAUACAAUGAAGAAAUUAUUAAGAAAGAUUCAAAUAAAAACAAAGAAGUUGAAGAAAGAAACAAUAUUGAACUCAUACUGAGAAAGAACGAUGAAAGAAGUAAAAGAAAAAGAUAUAAAUCAGACAAAAAAGAGCUUGAUAAAGAUUUCAUAGCUGAUAUUAUUAGACGGCAGUACAAACCGGUUAAAUUAUUUAACAAAAGAGAAUCUGAUCUCAGCCAAUUGUCGGCUCCUCUUUGUCGUGAUCAAGACUUCUCUGUGUAUGAAAAUAUACAAGAAGGCAGUGAAUUAUGUUCGUGUUGUUUUGAUGAGCCCAUAAAUAAUGAACUGGUAGGGUAUAGACGUAGAAGUGAUAGUAGUGAUGUGAGAAGUAUAUGUGACACAAGAUUGUACAGCUCUAAAAGAUAUCCACGUCUCAAACAAAAUCGUAGAAAUCAGGAAUAUUAUAAUGACUCUCUAUAUGACCUAGUUCCAGUUAAAGAAAAAUCUAGUCCAAAAUCUAGAAGGAAGUUUGCCAACGAUAACAUAAUUUCAUAUGAUCACUAUAAAGAAGUUCCUCCGUCGCCACGGUCGUUACGUCCAAGACUGAACCUUAAAGCACAACACUAUGAUGAAUUGGAUAAUUCUAGCCCAUAUGUUACCCACUCCCAUCAAAAGAUGUUAUUAGAAAAAUCAAAAACACAAAAUAUUAAUAAAAAUUUAAAAAAUCACGACUUAUCCGAUUUUGUAAUCCCUGAAAACAAUGAGGUCUUAAUACAGACUUCUCCGAGCCUAGAGCCACCGAAUUUUCUAAAUCAAAAUGAUGUAGAAGAUGAAUCUUUGCAGUAUCCAUCAUUUGCACAAAACCCAACAAAUUCGCUAGUAAAUGAUUUAUCAUUUAACAAAACGCAAGAAAUAGAUAUUUGUGUUGAUAAAACAGACAAAGCUCUUUGCGAAAUCAAGGAUAUACUUCAAACUUUUUUGGAAGAAAUGAAAAAAGAAACAACAAGUGAUAAAUCUGACGCGUUUGAUAAGACUUUAAAUAAAAGUGAAAAUCAAAAACAAGAUAUUCAAAAAACUAAUGUUCCGAUGUUCCCAAAUAGUAACCAUAGUUUCCACUAUACAAAUGAACCGUUUGCCGGUAAACCAUGUGUACCAGCAUUUCCAAAUGCUUGUUGUUAUCCUUUACUUCCAAUUUGCCCUAUAAAUUGCGUACAAAGUGGCUAUGUUAUGCCAAGCCAAAGUUACACUUGUGCCGCUUGUAAUACUCUUCCUAAAGAAGCUGUUGGCCAAGAAAAGGAAGUAACAAUAAACUUAGACACUGCUAAAGUCAAAAAUGAUGAAACUCAGCAACUUAUAAAAGAAAUCUAUAAUUUUGUAAAACAGAGUCCAAAACCUAAAGUAAAUGCAGAAUUGCGUGACGUUAGCAUUGAAAAUAUUGACGCAUUGGAAGAAAAACCAGAAACUAAAUUAUUAACAUCGAGAAGUGUGGGUGCCGGCUCGAAUAUGUCCGUACAUGACGUUAAAGUCGGCACUUCUCAAAUGAAAUGCUACUCCAAAAGCUGUGAGGCUUUUGGAUCAAAGAAGGCUGACGACAAUUUAUAUAGUAAUGGUAGCUAUUCGGAUACAAUCUUGGAGAAACUUAGUCUAGAAGCAGCUGCAGCACAAGAAUCUGACUUUGAUUUCAGUAGUAUUCUAGACAUGAAAGUGAAGCCCAGAAAACAGAAGACAUUCUCCAAAGUUUUACGGUCAUUUGGCAGUUUAUUGAAAAAGAGAAAAAAAGACGUGAUAGAAGAACUAAGUGAGAGUGAGAGUACUGUUGAAGAAGACAUGAACCCAAUUUCACCCUUCAGACAGCAGGUGACAAAUUAUAUGAUGCGCGGCGAGGAGUACUACCAGCAACCACCCUUCCCACCCAAACAUGCGUAUCAACCUAGACCACCUGAAUGUUCCUACCGGCAAUCAGUUGGACUAGAGUCGAGGCAUGGUUAUCAACAUUUACCACCCAAACAUGCAUUUGAUCCCUAUGCACCAAUGAUGCACCAUGGCUCGCAAUAUCAAGGCACAUCACCCUCUUAUACUACUUCUUUCGAUAACCAUUAUAAUCAAAUUCCCCCUCAAGUUCCCUUGUGCCUAAAAGAAAUUGAAGUAAAAAGUAUCGGCACGCAAAGCGAAAAGAAACAGUCCUUUUUUUGA
Molecule: messenger RNA, 2844 nt
Organism: Parnassius apollo (apollo)
Lineage: Eukaryota; Metazoa; Arthropoda; Insecta; Lepidoptera; Papilionidae
Source: the annotation of a GenBank genome assembly